Molecule: messenger RNA, 1766 nt
Organism: Linum tenue
Lineage: Eukaryota; Viridiplantae; Streptophyta; Magnoliopsida; Malpighiales; Linaceae
Source: the annotation of a GenBank genome assembly
AAAAAAAAAUUCCCCAUCCAAACCCGAGGAGCGUAAGCGAAAUUUCUGGGAGCUUGAUAGUUCUCUUCGCGGCACCGCAUAUAUAUACGGGGCUAUGCUUGGCUUGACUCGCACGAAGAAGCAAGAAGAGCAACAGUCUCUGCGUUGCGCUUUUCAAUUCUCUGCUUUCUGGGUUCCCUCUCUUCUCCUCGUAUCGGACAAUGGUGAAAUCCGGCGAUGGCAGCGGCGGCUCUCCCGCGAUCGCUCCUUUUUUGAAAAAAUGCUACGAUAUGGUGGACGAGGAGUCUACAAACUCUAUUGUCUCUUGGUCUCCGAGCAACGACAGCUUCAUUAUUUGGGAUAUGACUGAAUUCUCCGUCAAAUUGCUCCCGGAAUACUUCAAACACAGCAAUUCCUCUAGCUUCGUCAGGCAGCUCAAUAUCUAUGUGGGGAUUUAGGAAAAUUGAUCCGGACCGAUGGGAAUUUGCCAAUGAUGGGUUUGUCAAAGGUGAAAAGCAUUUGCUAAAAAAUAUUUCCAGAAGAAAAAAUCCUCAAGGGUCAAGCAAUCGUAGGGAAGCUGUGCAGGGACCAGAGAAGUCUGUUGCUGAGCAACAUGCUGUGGAAGUUGAGAAGGUAGACCUCUGCAAGGAAAUUGAAAAUCUUAAGAUUGACAGAAAUGCUGUGACACAGGAGCUGGUUAAACUCAGACAACAUCAGGAAACUGCAGAUAAGAAGCUGCUCCUGUUGAGGGACCGGCUAAAAGGGAUGGAAACAAAUCAGGAGCAGAUGCUUUCCUUCUUAGUACUGGUCAUGCAACAUCCCGGUUUUGUGGUUCAGCUACUUAACCCUAAAGAGAAUGGCUGGAGGAUGGCUGAACCUGGUAGCAUAAUAGAGCAAGGUGCAGAUGAGAACGAGUCAUUAGUUUCUGAUGGAAGGAUAGUGAGAUACCAGCCGACGACAGAUAAUGUGGACACACGUGUGCAUCAUGGACCCUCAUACGUUGAGGGACGACAAGAUGAAUCAGAGUUGUCAUGUAGUGAUUGGAUGAAUGAUUUUUCAAUAAGUCCUGAUUUCAUGAAGUUGCUUUCCGAAGAGACCUUUGCUACAGAGAAUAAUCACAGCCCAUUCGUUAUGCCGGAAAUUCAUGAAGGUACUUCGUGGGAGCAGCUUCUCCUCGGCACUUGUUCCUCGGUUAAUAAUCCUGAAAUCAAGAGUGACGGCGAAGAGGCUGAUGAUGAUUGUGAACUUGAAAUGGGAAGAACAUUGCCUAACACACUGAUGGAUGCUGAGCUUUUGGAAGAGCAAAUGGAAGAAUUUAUGAGAGUGGAGGGAGUUCAUUUGGAAGAAUAAAUGUGUCUUUUGGCUUAUGAAAGUAGCCAUUAGGAGGGGAGUGAAAGAGUGGAAUUGCCUUGCAGAGGCUCUAUGUCCAUAUAUUAUAUAAAGUGUUCAGUCAGAAAUGACCAGGCAGGUCAACCCUGUUUUGAGAAGUGAACAGAAACUGCAGAAUGCACUUGCAAGGGCUGUGUUGAAAAAAUGUUUUUCUCAUUGAAGGUAUCAUAUUCGAUUCCUACACACUACUUGCUACUUCGACCAUAUGGCAGCGAUCUUGUAUUUCUAGUGAGACACUAUGGUUCGAAAAGUGAAAACAAGAUUCAGUUUUGUGCGGCAGCUAGGUGCAGAUACAGAAUUCUUCGCUCUGGAAAUCUAUGAGCUUUCCAUAUUCCUUGUCAUGUUAUUGCAAACAAGUAUGAAUACUAAUUUUGAAGGUUGAAUCUUAGGAUGGCCUG